AUGGAUUUCUUGAAGCAAAGGUCCAUUUGGGCCCUGUUUCUGGUCCUCGGCCUGGCCUCAGCCCACGGCGAUCAUGAAAAUGUCCCAGCGGGCGAAACCAUCUCUCAAGAUCCGAUUGACUCGACCCUAUGGAUCCAUAUGAUUCUUAUGGGAUUCACUUUCGGUAUCGUCUUCCCACUGGGUAUGGUCCUAGGUCAGAUUAUUCGUUCUCGCUGGCACGUCCCCGUCCAGGUUGUCGGAACCAUCAUCGCAGUCGUCGCCUACUUCCUCGGCCAUGCGCACAAGGGUCGCCAAUUCGCCCCGAACGUUCACCACUCCUUCGCAAACUGGUUGAUGCUCAUGCUCGUUGCACAAGUCGGACUGGGAUUCUAUUUGAAACUCCACCUUGAGAAGGGUGGUCAGGGCCGUAUCCGAUGGAUCUUCGUGCUUGCGCACGGCGUCAUCGGUAAGGCCAUGCCGGUUGUCAGCUGGGCGCAGAUGCUGUUCGGUGGUAUUGCCAUGAUGGGCUUCUGUCAGGCGGACCACAUGGGACAGUGUCUUGCGCACUUUAUCAUGGGCUCAGCUUUUAUCGGGUACGGUAUCUGUUUGACCAUUCUUCUCUUGGUGGGACAGUACUGGCUGCGUCGGACUGGCCGGAGCCAGGAGUUCUUCGACUCAUUGAUUAUCGCGGCGUGGGGCUGUGUGAACACUUUCACUGAGCACCGGUGGGGACAGGAGUGGGGACACAAUGAUUUGCAGCACACCACUAUGGGAAUUGUAUGGUGGUGUGCUGGUCUCUUGGGAAUUUGGUUGAGCCGCAGCCGUGAUGGCCGCCCCAAGCGCAAUCUUAUUCCUGCGAUUGUGAUUUUGAUGACUGGUUAUGCGAUGUCGGCUCACGCGCAGAGUCUGAUGAUCAGUACCAUGAUCCAUUCGGUCUUCGGAUACACCUUGAUGGCCGCUGGAUUGACUCGCAUCAUCGAGAUUUCCUUUGUGUUGCGUGACAAGCCUGCUAUCAGUAUGAGCGGUCGUGACCCGAAUAGCUUCCAGUACCUGACUCCAUUUUUGCUGUAUGCCUCCGGGUUCUUGUUCAUGGGUGCCACAGAAGAGCAAAUGCAGCUUCUCAACGAUGCUGGCAUUACCCACGUCUCAUACGUGCUGAUCCUCUACAGUGUUGCCUUCAUCAUGUUCCUCUUCGUAAACGUUCUGUUGCACAUCUACGCUGUCCACGCUUGGCCCCAGGGCAACGAAGAAGAGGCACCCAAGUACACCAACCCCAAUGGCACCUACAUGAAUGGCAAUGGACGUGCUCGCUCCAACUCCGAGGCUCAGCGCAUCCAGGAUGCUGAAGGUUUCGAGUUGCAGGGCCUGAUCAGUGACGACGAAGAUGAGGAGGAAGGCACCUCCAUGGGCCCCAAAAAGACAGCCGAUGAAGAGAUGGGCGCAAAAGAGACGACUCAUGCUUGA
This is a messenger RNA of Penicillium verhagenii, 1443 nucleotides long. Its product is annotated as Ytp1 family protein. The transcript has 5 exons. Lineage: Eukaryota; Fungi; Ascomycota; Eurotiomycetes; Eurotiales; Aspergillaceae. The record is from RefSeq and is a predicted model, not a curated record. The coding region runs from base 1 to 1443 and encodes 480 amino acids.